Messenger RNA from Porites lobata, 618 nucleotides. The record is from the annotation of a GenBank genome assembly. Lineage: Eukaryota; Metazoa; Cnidaria; Anthozoa; Scleractinia; Poritidae.
GGAAAAAAUUCCUUACUACCAGCUGUUUACACCCAUGAAGUUAGUGAAAGCAGCAAGCUUUAUCUACCAUCAACAUACUGUGACCGCCACCAAACUGAUCUUCAAUUCCUGAGAGCACCAGUGCAUUUCGCUCGCCUCAUACAAGUGCCACCUAUUCCAGCAGAAACGCUAAACGCCGAUGCAAACCUUGUUGUAAAAAUGGUCAUCGGGACCGACAUUGACAUCGGUCAGGGAGAAAGCGAUCCCUCGUACGUGAUUUCCGAUGGUCAGUUUUUUGUUGGUGUUCAAAUACGCGACAAAAACAAUUACAAAACUUCGACACCUUGUCUUCUUAUGGAAGCAAGCAGCGGCAACACUUUUGGUAGUGAUCUUCGUUAUGGUUCGCCUUUGCCAAAGCCUGCCGAGUCUUACUACCCGGGAAGGGUCGAGACCAAGCUAAGCCUGUCUGACCGGUGGGGAACCUGUUUUACUUCCCACGAUGGCGGCUUCAGCAGUGAGAUGAUUUUCCAAAGCAAGCUUAAUCCUCAAAAAGGCCUAUUUCUGGAAAUAUACGCUGAUGACAGCAGCGAAAAAGUGGGAAUCAAGUACGUUGAAGUGAGCAUUGUUCGAGAAGGCUGA